CGAUAGUGUAGUAUGUGAGCUAACAAACAAGCCAACCUAUAAAACAAUCGUUUGAUCUGCAGCAUCUGCAUAAAUAAUUAAAUCCUCAUACGUUAACGAUUGUUGGUGGUUUACUUUACCCAGCGGAAAAAAGACAAAUCGAAUUCCUUCACAUAAAAACAGUGACUGUGCGAAGGAAACGUUACAAUUGCUGCUUUAAUAGCUGGAUAGUAAUACCUUGAUCCAGAAGCAUUCGAGCUAAUUGCGUGAUUUGUAUGCGUGUUAUUUGAGUGCAAAUUUGGAAGCCCGCAAGGUUAAAGAAACGCACUCUCCAUGGUGUGGCUACGUUUUUUCUUCUAAAGUAAAUGUGUUCAGUGCUAAAUUCUCGUGGAAUUUCAACAACUCUUUGAAAAUUUGUGUAAUGUUUUAGUUAAACUUCAGCCAACAAAUCACUUAUUCGGUUACUUCCGUUUUGCAUACCGCACAGCAAAACAUCAAUUAUCGACUUUUGACUGUCAAGUGCUUUAACAACGCACACACGCCCCGAAAAAGGACCGCCUUGGUAAAACACUGAACUAAUUGUCAAUCCUUUUUACAUCGCUAGCUUUGCUGGUUGCGUUUGUUGAUUGUGUAGGAAGAAAUUCGUGCACCAAAUGACCGCCGUACAGUCUACAUCUCCACCCCCUGGCCUAGUGAAAGAUGGCUAGCCCACCCAGAACCGAUGAUGACUAAGUGCAGUGCUGUAUCGGAACGUUUAUUCCUUUGACGAAUGUCAACAGAAGAAAAGUGUAGGAGCCGUUCAAAAUGCCGUGUGAGGUGAUACAUACUUUUACAUUCUAGUUGUACAAGUGUAUAAUCACAAAGACGCGCGAAGAAAGGAAAGGAAAUAAACCGGAUCACAUUUCCUUCUUCCGGUCACGGGCGUAGCGGAAGCUAGCUGAAAAGAGACAGUAACAACAAAAAACGCCCGAAAGCAGAUAUCCAGCAGAAGGGAAGGCUAUGUGCCGCUAGGCAUUCAUUGAGUUGGAACGCAGAGUCUCCACAACAGACGGAAAAAUAAGCGAGUUACAAAAACAUCCAGCAGACCAAACGGAACAGCUAAAGGAGAGGAAGUAAAGAACCGAACAGCAGGCGGCAGGUGUCAAAGCAAAACCCGAAGAAAGCAAAGAAAACGGGAAACUGCGCGAUACAUACGGCGAGAACGAUGUUGACCGUAUUAUGCGUGCGUGCGGAAGGAAGGCACGACGAUCAUAACCGCCAGGCAAGAUAAACAAAUCCACCCAGCGAAGAAAAAGCAAAAACAGUAGGCGUUGGAGCGCGCACUCGGUAGAAUAUUUUAUUACUCCGCGGUCCAAUAUACGAGCCCUAGCAUAGCGCAGCAGGCGCUCCCCGGCACGUUGUGGUCAGCGUGUGGGAAGGAAUCGGUGGAGGUAAAAAUAGCGAAUAUACUCUUCAAAAAGUGUGAGUGGCUGUGCGGGUCGCGCAUAUUUUUUGGAAAACCGACUCAAACCAGUCCUCAGAACACGGCAAGCUUCGCGAUAUAGUAAUUCGGUUACAUCCAGCCAAAAACGCACGAGUUUUAAGAAGGUGGUACGACGUACGAAGUGCUACACACAUAUCCAGCGCAACAUGCCCCGCAACGGUGAAGCAUCAUCCGGACUGGAUAAAGGGGUCAGUAGCUCGAAAACGGCUCCAGAAUGGUUGCAUCCAGACCAUGUCAUCAUGAACGAAGGUGUUACGUUCGACGUGCGGUACAUUGGAUGUUUGGAGAUAAAGGCUUCCAUGAAAAAACUCGAUUUUCCAACACGAUCACAGGUGGCAAAAGAAUGCAUUAACCGGGUGUGUGAAGCGGCCAGUCUGAAAAGCUCCAAAAAGCGAAGGGUCGACAAGCGCGUCCUACAAUGCAUAUCCGAUACGCCCGAUAUGGAGCAUGCCGGUACAAACGUGACGCUAACGGUUUCUAGCAAAUAUCUGUCGCUGAUAAACGUGGACACGGGCGACAUCAUCGCCAAGCAUGACAUGCCGAGAAUAUCGUUUGCUUCCGGUGGUGAUACGGAUACGCUCGAUUUCGUGGCAUACGUAGCGAAAGAUCUGAACGAAUGGAGAGCUUGUUAUGUACUGGAGUGCGGUGGUAGUCUAACGCAAGAUUUAAUCGCAACCGUCGGUCAAGCGUUCGAGCUACGGUAUAAAGAGUUCUUUAAGCAACCUGAAACGCAAAACAAAUUUCGCGAGCUAACGCGCUCGGACAAAGAGUACUACAACGACCUGCCGGACAAGAUGCCGCCGGAUCUGCUGACGGAGAACGAUCACCAUUCGUCCUCGCAGUCACAUAGUUCCUCCAGCACAAAGCAAACUCGGGAACGGAUACCAAGCAAUUUGAUUGACCUGAAUACACCGCUACCGUGUCACGAUUAUGUGAACGAUAAGCAUGCGAAUGCCUCCAACAACACGCACAGCAAUAAGUCAAUAUCUUCCACCUCGAUCGUAAAAGAUGUAUUUGAUAUGCAACCAUUUACUAUCUCGUCUGAGAUCCAAAAGUCUCAGCUGCUCACAGAAUCAUGGUAUCAUGGUAGCAUUAGCAGGGCACAGUCCGAACAUCUGCUAAAAAAUGAUGGUGAUUUCCUGGUACGUGAGUCGGCCGGUACACAAGGCCAGUACGUACUAACCGGCAUGCAGAACAACUCACCGAAGCAUCUGCUGCUGAUAGAUCCGGAAGGAAUCGUACGAACCAAAGAUCGAGUCUUCGAUAGUAUAAGUCAUCUUAUCAACUUUCACUGGACUAACUCUCUGCCGAUCAUUUCCGCAGAAAGUGCACUUUUACUCCGGCAUCCGAUCUUGCGGACGACCGAUCUACUGUCGAAAGCCAAACAGGCUCACCUAAAUUUGCAGUAGUGCAAUUUGCAGACGUGAGCAAAGUGCAGCAAAUUGGAUUGUUAAUUGAUAACAUACAACGCAAACAAGGGAAGCAGGCUGCAGUAUGCGUUACCUGCUUCCGGAAAAGAAGUUAACCAAGCAGAAGUUAAGGAGAAGGGUAUAACAGGAACAAAACCACUUUGAACGGUGAGUUUUUGGUAGAGGAAAGGACCUGUUUUGGUAAUGCGAAACUCAAACGAACAUGAUCUAUUUUUUCGUGUUUAGUUGGGUAAUGUUUUUAGCAUAUCUAUGUUAUUAUAACCGCAAGCAAGCGGCAUAAUAUUACCAAAAAGAAAAAAAAGAAACAAAAUCAAGAACUAAAGCAAAUUCAGAUGGUUUGAGCACAGCUAACAGUUAGAGUGAAACAAAUUGCAUUAGGCGAUUGUUUCCAAAAGGGUUAGACAUAAGAUGAAAAGUGAAUAUAAAGUGAAUUAGCUCGCCUAUAUCUAUAUACACUUACAAAUAUAUUCACAUACACAAAAUGAUAUGCAGCGAAAAAAAACCACUGCACUGUGUUGCAAAUUAAAAGGGUUUUGAUUCUGAGAAUGAAUGAAUCACUACUUUUCCUUACAACUCAACUUCUAACUAUAUAGCAAGGGUUUGGCGAUACUGAACGUAUUUUUUUUACUAAGGAGGAUUAAAAACAAAUACACAAAUAUCUCCUAGUAAUAUCCAAAACUGUAUCAUAAUCCUUUAGUGCGGAAAAUGUAUUAGCAGGUGCUAAGGAAGGGAGUAAAGAUGCAAAAUGAAAGAGUAUAGAAAAUUGCCAUGAAUAGGAAGAUUAGAACGUUGUUUGCGGGGGGGUACCAAGGGUAAGUGAUCGGUAGAAAAUGAUCCUCAACCAUAUUCUAACUGCUAGCAGGAGGUAACAUGGACACGAGCAAGGAAACAAAACAAGCACAUAACAAACGAAAAGUGUGAUCAAAAAGUUAUAUUAAACAUGUAUUGCACUCUUAGUCAACGGCAGAAAAGAAGCCAAAUGAGAUAUUCUGAUUGUAGUUUGUAGACGACAAAAGUAAACAAUCCCCAGAGAGAAACCGAGAGAGAGAGAGAGCAUGUGAGCAAACGAGUGAGGUUGUAUGCACGCAAAAUUAGAACGACAGUCAGCGCUUCCACAUGGCAGCGAGAUAAGGAACACGAAGGGACAAUGGAUUUAUCAACCUCUAAUGCACGCGCAACAAAUUUACACAAAACAAGUAUCUUGUAUUACGUACGUGCAUAUAUUUAUGUAUAUUGAGCAAACGACAUUGCUCUACUAGUGAAUGGCGGUUGAAGUAGUCCGGAAGAAAAAAUGAAAUUAACAGUCAUAUACUAUUAAGCAAAAGGAAAAGAAAUUCAAUCGGCCGCCGACCAGGAGUGAUACAGUUUAUCUUGUUCCGUUUCAUUGCAUUCAAUUGCAUCCCUGUAUUCCAGAGAUAUUUAUUUUUGGACUGGUUUUAUACAUUCAGAAAUAAUUGCUUUUAUAACAAUUCCGAUUUGCGUCCGUACUUAUGGCCAUUACGAGCAGUCAGUAUUGUGUAGACGUUUUAUAUUUGCAUUCUUACCAUUUCGCAAUAACUGCGAGCAAACGCAAACUAAGAAACAAGGAUACUAAAUGACAAAAAAACAGUUUGCCAGACGAGAAAUAUAACAUUUUUUGGUAUAACUACUCAACUCAAUAAUCGUUUAAAUAGAAAAAAAUAUAUUUUUUCAUUUGUGAACUAUAACCACAACAUAAACACCUCCGUUCACUUAAAAGAGGGAAAUAAUUUUAAACUUAUGCAGAAAUUAUUAUAAAACACAUAGUCAACGCAACACAAUUCCUUCAAGGUACACACAUUCAAAAAUUUCAACAUGAGAUGAGAAUAUUAAUCCUUCUUUCCCCUACAAUCGUUGGAAAACUGUUACAAUAAUACAACUUCAACACGCUGUAAAUCAUAUUGUUUUUGCGGUAAACGUUUCUAUUUUACAACAUUAACUUUUCUCGAUCUUCACACAUACUACUAGGCUUACCGUACGGACAGACACUCGCACUCGAAUGUGUGUCUCACACAUAAUGUGAAACAAUAGCAAAAGUCACUGCCAUCAGGCGGACUUCUUGCAGACGCGGGCCGUUUGAUGGAAACGCCGACGAAUGUUUAAGAUAGGGCAGAGCAAACAGAUGACAUGAAACGAUGCAUUCAACUGCGCAAAUAGUAAGCUCGUAUUCAGUAUGAGUUAGCCAUUAUCAUGAUUAUACUUAUUAUUAUGAAAUUAAAUACUGUUUCUGAGUAA
Anopheles funestus (African malaria mosquito) is the source of this 5145-nucleotide messenger RNA. RefSeq names its product SHC-transforming protein 4 (gene Shc). Gene Ontology annotation, molecular function: receptor tyrosine kinase binding. Gene Ontology annotation, biological process: cell surface receptor protein tyrosine kinase signaling pathway; intracellular signal transduction. The record is from RefSeq and is a predicted model, not a curated record. The transcript has 8 exons. Gene Ontology annotation, cellular component: plasma membrane. The coding region runs from base 1609 to 2871 and encodes 420 amino acids. NCBI's taxonomy places the organism in Eukaryota, Metazoa, Arthropoda, Insecta, Diptera, Culicidae.